Molecule: messenger RNA, 465 nt
Organism: Aspergillus alliaceus
Lineage: Eukaryota; Fungi; Ascomycota; Eurotiomycetes; Eurotiales; Aspergillaceae
Exons: 2
Coding region: 1-465 (154 amino acids)
Source: RefSeq, a predicted model, not a curated record
AUGGCUCCAAAAUCACCCAUCCCAAAUCACAUGGAUACGGCGGACGCUUUCCAACCUGGUUUCGGGCGAUAUACUCGUCUCGGACCUCAAAGUCUCCUCGAAAUUUCCUGGCCUCUGCGACUUGAGAAGCUCACCGAUCCUUCUUACGUUGGCGAGCCGUACUUCACUCUGGAGGAAGCAGAUACGAUCAAGCAUACCGUCUUUAACAAUGGAAAUCUGUUCACGCUGUAUCUCGAAGACGAGCUUAACCAAAGGCUCACUCGACGCAACAUGAAACGUGUUGAAAGCGGCAACUUUCAAGUCUGCACUGCUCACGAUCUGGCCCUUAUAAUCGCUCAGGCACUAGGUAUGGACCUAAAGCAGCUAGAGAAGGACAAGAAAUUUGCAGGUCUUGUCGAGAUAAAGGGUCUUCUCUUGGAAAAACAACGUUGGGGUGGCUUGCAAAAAAAGAUCGCUUUCUCCUAA